This is a messenger RNA of Thermothelomyces thermophilus ATCC 42464, 2771 nucleotides long. RefSeq lists its product as uncharacterized. Bases 213 to 2513 code for a protein of 766 amino acids. Lineage: Eukaryota; Fungi; Ascomycota; Sordariomycetes; Sordariales; Chaetomiaceae. The transcript has 3 exons. The record is from RefSeq and is a predicted model, not a curated record.
GAUUGAUAGUUCCAACCCAGCGAGCCGCCCACCGAGCCUCCUCCAUCGUUGACGAACCUCGCCCUACACAUUAGCGAACUGACAAGAGGGGGCGGGGGGAAACAUACGAACUAUUGAGGCAGACGGGGAAAGCUUGCUGGGGGUUCUAAAGGGACCCGUGGGGAGGCGUGAGGGAAGCCAAGCCGUUGCGGAACUAUUCUUGCUGCGUCAAGAUGGUACUCAAUUUUCCCGAGAGCGGUGUCGUGAUCGAGAGCUCGGCCAUCAAAGACAUGGCCGAGUUCCCGACGCAGGCAUUCGCUAUCACCUUGAGUGACAGUGUCAUUGAGGACAUGAUUCUCUGCGUCCAGAACGGCGGGGACAUCCAAUUGGCUCUGGGGAGCAAUCCGAAAUUCCUCUUCGACGAUCACGAGAUUCGCAUCCCAAAGACGUCCGACCCCUCCGGCUACGACCUUUUCUUGGCCAAUUCCGACGAUCCCUCGACUGCGAGAAAGUUGCCCGAGCCGACCAUGUCGAUCCUUCGGCAGCCGAAGCGCAAACCGAAGACGACCGCCCCGAAGACGGCCAAGCCAGCCGGGAAGGGAGAACCGGUAGCCAAGAAAGCGCCAGCCCGAGGCUCUGCCAAGUCUUCCGGUGCCGCAGCGCGGCCGGGUUCUUCAGCAGCCGAGGAUGGGGAAUCUCAGAAACAGGAAGAUGCCACGGCGAAGCUUAAGCGGACAUUUGACAGUUUGGCAGCGGACAAGCGGGAGAAUUCUGCUGUCAUCGUCGGCGGGUUACCCAGUUCGAAGGGGGCAAAGUUUGGCCGACUGCUCGACACACACGGUGCUCCUUCGCCUCGUUCAUUACCCCCAAGUCCGGCACUCAGCGGGGUCGGUUCUCCCUCGCUUCUUCCCUCCGGAAGCACGCCACAGGAGAGAGCGAAGCAGCAGCGGUUUCCCCUCAUGCACGAGCUGGCGGUCCAGGACCUGUCGCGCGAGGAACUCUUGGAGAAGUGGGACGGGACCGAGGAAGAGUUCAACGCUGCUCUCGAAAAAGUGGCGACCUUCGACAAGGACCUCCAAAAGUGGGUUCUGAAGAAGAACUGCUGGAAGGACCUCGAUAUCUUCGAGUACGACUACUCCGACGACGACCGCCGCCAGAAGGCCAUUACCAAUGCCAUCAAGUGGUUUGAUCGCAACCGGGUGAGCGCGUCGGACCCCCUCUGGCAGAAGCUGCUCCCCAAGGCGGAUCGCGGGAAGGGCAUAUGCCUGAGCAACCUGCAAGUGACGCUCGCCAAGGGCCCCGUGAUGCAGGCGCCCAAGCAGCGGACCGACGCAGCGAGCGCUGGCGGGGCCGACUCGGAGAAGGACGAUUCGGCGACUUCAGCCACAAAGAAGGGUCCGGGCGGCGAGGCAAUGUCGAGGUCCAGUUCCCAGGCGUCGAACGGGAAGAAGAAGCUGUCGGCGUCGGAGGCGCAGGCCAAGCGUCUCCUGUCCACCAACAAGAAGAAGCCGUUGCCAGCCGCGACGACAAAGGCAGCGCCGAAGACUUCGGCAGCCAGAUCGUCCACCAAGGGAACUUCGGCCAAAGGCGGCCGGGUGUUAUCCAAGGAGUUCGUUACGGAUUCGGACUCGAGCGAUGACGAGGUACCGCUGUCGUCGUCCAAGGCGAAGUCCAAAGCCGCAAGCGCACCGGCUCCAAAGCCGAUGGCGCGGCCAGCCGAGAAGCCAAAGGCGCUGGCGGAGAAUGGCAAGGAGAGGCCAAAAGAGGCGCCCGUACCGAAGCCGAAACCCGCUCCGGCUGCGAAGGUGUCACCGCGAGAGCAGAAGAACGAGAAGGAAAAGGAUACCAUCCGCGCCGAGGUGAUCGCCAGGCCCAUUAAGCCCGCCGCAAAGCGCCCGCGGGAGGCCGACGACGACGACAGCUCGAGCUCCGGCACUCCGCUCAGCAAGCGCGUCAAGCCUGCCGCCAAGCCACUACCCACGCAGACUAAAGCGCGCACUGCUUCCGAUGCUAGCCAGCACAGCCGGGUGGCCGCGCCCAAGCCCAAACAUACUUCGCCCGUCAAGUCUUCGCCCCUCGCUUCCUCCCCGCCGACGAACGCAUCGGACGUGGAACAGGACCGCACCACGCCCGCCAAGGCCCGUGAGCGCGAGCGCGAGCGGGAACGGGAACGGGAACGAGAACGGGAACGAGACCGUGAGUGGCGCCGGGAGACGGCCGUGCGCGGUUCCAGCAGCAGCACUACAGAUACCAGCAGCACCAGCGGCAGCAUCGCCAAGAAGCGACCUCCGACGACGACGACGGCGGCGGCGGCGGACUCGUUGCCCCAGGGAAAGGCGAAGCGGCAACGCCCUUCCCAGGAGACUAUCGAGAUGGCAGCCAAGUUCCGGCAAUUUUACGCGCGGUACCUGCAGCUGCACCGGGAUGUCGCGAGCCACGAUAACCCCGAUCCGGGCAAGAUGACGGAUCUGUUGGAUAUGCACGAGCGGCUGAGCCGGAUGAAGACGGAGAUUUAUGCUGCGGUGGAGGUAUGAGGGGGAAGGUGGGGGGUGACUUGAUUGAUGGAAGAGAUGGGCUGGGAAAAGCAAGCACUGGGAGGGUCAAAGCCGGCUGCACUUGCACUCUCGGUUAGUUGAUUGGGUCCUUUUUUUACACUAAAGGGGUUUCUUUGUCGUUGCUCGUCCUCGAAACAAAAAAGCGAUUGCAUGAAUCCUGACUGGUUAUGGCGAGGGAGUUUCAAGAGGUUGGGUUUCACACUGGCAGUUGAGCUCGCCCCGGAGCCAGACCGGAUC